Ostrea edulis (European flat oyster) is the source of this 2407-nucleotide messenger RNA. RefSeq names its product zinc finger protein 862-like. NCBI's taxonomy places the organism in Eukaryota, Metazoa, Mollusca, Bivalvia, Ostreida, Ostreidae. The coding region runs from base 297 to 1730 and encodes 477 amino acids. The transcript has 8 exons. The record is from RefSeq and is a predicted model, not a curated record.
UUCCGAAGGUUCGUCGGACCGUCGGACAAGUCCGGUAAAAAUAGACUCGGUCCGGUAAAAGUUAGAAUCGUGACGGACCAAAUGUCCGGUAAUGUAGAGGCAAUGAAAACUGGGAGAAUAAUGAUAAAUGAAUAAAAUAAAAUUGAAAUUCAAAACAUGUUCAUCUUUUCCAUGGAUUCCUAAAAUGGUUUUCAAAAAGUGUCGUUGUUAUCGUACUCCAACACGGGAUCGUCGCUUCUAAAUAUAUCGGGUUCGACAUUUACAUACAGUAUUUUAGUUCCGGUAUAAACCGUGAAAUGUUGGGACUGAAAUUUGUUGAGGGUGCUAUACCAGGAAAAAAACUAAAGCUUAGCAAUCCCGAUUCAACGAAAAACAACAAGAAUUACGAGGCGAAAAGACCUCCACGAAAAUUUAACCCAAAAUGGAAGGAGGGGCGAUCAUGGCUGACUUACAACGACGAGAAAAGUGCAAUGACUUGUUCAGUGUGUGUCGAGCGUUAUGCUUCAAAGUCAGGUUCCAAUCGUACCCCAACUGGAAUAAGCUCAAACUUAAAAGGUCAGAACACCUUUUUAGACGGAUGCACAAAUUUCAGAGUGACUGCUGUGGUCGACCACGAGUCCAGCGUUGCUCAUAAAAAGGCCAUAGAAUUUCAAAAUGCGUCUGCUAAGACAGGGUCGGAUAUUUUGACCAACACUUCUGCCGGCAAAGCUUUACAGUCGUUAAGAAAAGCUGAAAAAGACAGACUUGUUUUUUUAUUUCGAAAUGCUCAUGCUGUUAUGAAGCACAAUCGGCCAAUGCGUGACUACACAUGGUUGUGUUCAUUGGAUCAAGUUAAAGGUAUUGAUCUAGGCGGCACAUAUAUCAACGACAAAGCUGCCAUUGAAUUUGUGAAGUCAAUAGCUGCUACCGAGAGAGACAACACUGUAGAUUUUCUCAGCAAAGUCAACUUUUUCUCUAUCAUGAUGGACGGAUCAACUGACAUCAGUGGUGAUGAACAGGAGGCACUUUAUUUGCGGUUCUCCUUGCAUGGAAAAGUCACAGAGAGAUUCCUAGCAAUUGGAACACCAAAUAGCACCUGUGCAGUUGACUUGGAAUCCUUUUUGAUGAAGGUGUUUACUGAUUGCAGGAUUGAUAAAGCAAAACUGGUUGGAAUGGGGAGUGAUGGGGCCUCAAACAUGGUGGGGAAAAAAGGAGGACUCUCUGCUCUGUUGAAAAACAACAUUAACGAUGAACUUGUUAAUGUCCAUUGCUUUGCGCAUAGACUUGAACUGGCGUUCAGGGAUGUACUCAAAAAAAGCAAACUGUACGAUAGACUUAUGACGUUACUGAUAGGUCUGUACUAUUUUUACACAAAACAGUACAAAAACAAGCGGGGGCUACUUGAUGCUAUCAGAGCUUUAAAUGUGAAGGGUGUGGUGCCUACAAAGGUGACCGGAACACGUUGGCUAGCCCAUUUGUUCCGUGGGAUGAACAACAUGAUGCGUACUUUCCAAGCAUAUGAGGCACAUCUCUGUAGCCUGAGCCACAAGAAUCCUAAAGCAGAGGGCCUGGCAAAGAUCUUGUUGAGGAAAGACCUUGUGUGCUUUGUUCUUUUUCUCCAGGAAGCUUUAGAACCUCUCAUGAGACUGUCGCUUAAACUGCAAAAAACAGAAUCCACUGUGGCUGAUAGUGUUAUUUGGGCAGAAUCCACCAUAGAGUUGUUGGAAGAGUUCAAGACCAGUCUUUGCUGAAACAGAAAUAAUGACCAUUGCCAACCAUUACAGCAAAACUCUUCUAAGAGCCAUACCAGAUUUUUCUGUUCAGGAGACCAUGAAUGAGCUCAGGCUUUUCAAGAAAAUUCUCUACAGAAAACAUGGAAGUAAAGUUCAGGAAUUGAAAUGGUGUGAUGCUCAUGAUCCUGAGUUUCCAAUGCUGAUGGCCGUGAUUGAGCUUCUAGGAUGCAUUCCCCCUACAAGCGUCAGCUGUGAGACUACUUUUUCUCACAUGAAACUUGUUAAGACAAGUAGACGAACACGCCUUCAAACCUCUACCCUCAACGAUAUUCUCAUGGUCAAACUUCAAAGUCCACGAGUUACAGAAUUUGACCCUACGUCAUCUAUUGACAAAUGGCUGUUGCUUCACAUUUUCUACCACAGUCCUUAGCUCUGAAGCCACGUCUGCCAAACUACCAGAGGGCAAAGAAAGCUGGUCAGUCCACCAAUGUGAUUGAUGUGGGAUCCUCCAUUGACAUCACUGAACUUCAAGAUUUGUCAGAAAACACAGACAUAAAUAACAUUCCUGAGAGCAUGGACAAAGACACAACUGAUUCUGAAGCUGAUGAAUUUCAAGGUAUGUAUAGUAAUUUCGCAUAUAAUUUUAUGAUUUUUGACAAUAUUCAUAAGUAUCACAAGUCAAAUUUAAUAACAAC